CACACUCCGCCUUAGCCCUCGAGCAGUGGUGGACGCACCCAAGUUCCCUCCGGGCUGCAAGCCUGAGCAGCCACGCACUCGCCUAGUGCUGCUCCCCCGAGAUGGAAAUCCCGCCGACUCACUACCCAGCCUCCCGGGCGGCCUCGGUGGCGGAGAACUGCAUCAACUACCAACAGGGGACCCCCCACAAGGUAUUUCUGGUGCAGACAGUCAAGCAAGCCAGCAUGGAGGAUAUUCCGGGAAGAGGACAUAAGUAUCGCCUUAAAUUUUCUGUGGAAGAAAUUAUCCAAAAACAAGUUACAGUGAACUGCACAGCUGAAGUACUUUACCCUCCAGUUGGACAAGAUACUGCACCAGAAGUUGACUUGACAUUUGAAGGAGAAAUUGGAAAGAACCCAGAUGAAGAAGAUAACACAUUUUAUCAAAGACUCAAGUCCAUGAAGCAACCACUAGAAGCACAAAAUAUUCCAGACAGUUUUGGUAACAUACCUCCAGAAAUGAAGCCAGUUCGACAUUUAGCCUGGGUUGCCUGCGGUUAUAUAAUAUGGCAGAAUUCUACCGAAAACACAUGGUAUAAAAUGGUAAAAAUUCAAACUGUCAAGCAAGUGCAAAGAAAUGAUGACUUCAUUGAGUUAGACUACACCAUUCUACUUCAUGACAUUGCAUCUCAGGAGAUUAUUCCUUGGCAAAUGCAAGUUCUCUGGCAUCCACAUUAUGGUACUAAAGUAAAACACAGCAGUCGUCUCCCAAAGGAAGCACAGCUGGAAUAGAUGAAGACCCUACCAGGGGAAGACGUGUGAACUUGCUUCUAAGUGAUGUGCAUUCCCAUCUCCACUGAGAUCGACUUAAGAGGUCAAACAAAACCUAAAGUGUCACUUUGUAUAAAUGUCUUGAUUAUAGUACAGAACUAUACAUAAUCCGUAAUAAAGAGUUUACAUAUAUAAAAGUAAUAGUGCCAUGUACAUUCCGUAAUAAAAAGCUUUAAUUCCA
Messenger RNA from Manis pentadactyla (Chinese pangolin), 990 nucleotides. It is a transcript of the gene LXN, whose product is annotated as latexin. Lineage: Eukaryota; Metazoa; Chordata; Mammalia; Pholidota; Manidae. Bases 102 to 770 code for a protein of 222 amino acids. Gene Ontology annotation, molecular function: metalloendopeptidase inhibitor activity. The record is from RefSeq and is a predicted model, not a curated record. The transcript has 6 exons.